AUGCCACACCAACCGCGGCCCGUCUCCCCGGUCGCCUUUGAAUCAUGUAUUAUUCCAGCCACCAACUCAGAUUCAGACCCCUAUGAGCUUCUAGGAUCGGACGAUGAGUUUGACGAUAAAGCUCGCGCUAAGAAGCGCCAGCGAAUCGAGAGGCUCGCCGAGUCAUAUCUACGUGGUGGCUCAUUGUUUAUUUCCACUGCGAAACUACGGGGCCCGUUUGAUGAUGGGUGGAAGAAUCCGUGGAGAAAAGAGAGGAAGACUGUAGAUAAAUCAGAUCCUCAGUCGAGUAUGAAAUUGUCGGAGAUGAUGGAUCAGAAGGGCUCGGCUUGUAUGCAGGAAACCAACCCAGCUGAUAGGAUGAACAAGCUGCACUCGACGGUUGUUACUCGUCCUGCUUCUGCUUCUGUUAGAGAAACUGCUUCACCUCAACCUCAAUUUCAACCCCAACCGCCCCAUUCUGUCCAAUCCCGGCAAUCCGCUCUUGGAAGAUCGCCUUCCGGUGCCCGAGAUGUACCAGAGUUACCAAGGGGAUUGAGGGAAGUGUCAUCACCAGGACAUCAACAUACGAUUCUCGAAACGGGCUCGAUAGAUUGGCUGAGGAAGGAUAAAAAGCGCAUGAACUUCACGUCGUUUGACCCGCCUACCUCUCCGACGCCGACUAGUGGCCAUAGAAGGAUAGGAGAACAUCAAUCCCGUGGCAGUCGCCCGCGCUCUGUUGCACCGGUCUCGUCUCGAGGAUCUCCAGCUAAAUCCAUGUCCCAUGAUUCUGUCACUGGGAGAAAGCAGUCUACAGAUUCAAAUUCAACGGCCGCCUCCCCACUGCAGGCUAUUGGUUCACCUGCAGGCGUUCCCAUGCGGAGCCCUGCUCCUACUACUACAAGACACUCAACUGUCGCCCCAGUGAAUUCACCCGACCGCAAUGAGCAGGUAGCGUCAUUUAGAGUUGUAUCUUCAACUUCACAGCUGUCACGCUUUGAGUACAAGCGAUUGCGUAUACCAGGCUCAAGCCCACAAUUGAAGUUGCAAUCACCUGUCGAGAAAACCACCACUGCUAAUCAUUAUCCUUCUGCGUAUCCAGAGAGCAGAAUGGAUAUACCUACGCCUAUUCAUAAAGUCGACAAUACAAGUUUGGUGGAAGAGGUCAAUAAAAUAGAAGUUGAUGUGAUCACUGAAAAUGAUGCCAUGGAUUUAGAGGAAGGCCACAGAAAUCAAAGUCCCCCAGCAAACUUGUCUAAGAGUCUGCGGUUUACAGAUUAUACCCAAGGAGCUACUUCCAGAGGUGAAAAUUUGUCACCGCCGACAGAUCAUGAUACCUACGAAGAGCUCCCGUCUGCUCAGGAGAUGCCCGCUCCAUCCGGCGUGUCAUCUCGUUUACCAUCACUCCACUCGACAGCCGUGCCAAAAGAGAAUUCAAACUUGAGCACAGAUACCACUCCCAACACCCAAUUAUCCACCCAGGCUGCCCUGCUGCAUGCUCAAAGAUCCUUUCAGGAUGACCUGGACAGCCCUGUACGUGAAUACGGCACAACACCCGCCCAACUACGUGGGAUAGACGCAGGAGAAGAAUCCUUGUUGGCUCAUGAAACACCGCUGUUUCGACCUGAUACUUCAGAAAAGGCUCUUCGACGCAGUUUGGGAGAUUCUGAGGCAAGAAAGAUCCAGGCAACCAGCACGCAAUGUAUGCUUGAUGCUGCUACCCCCUAUACAUUUAGCACCGGCAAGAAGCCGAGGGCUUUUCGUUCCGUUUCGCCACAAAAACCUGGGUCAAUCAGACCAAGGGCCAUCCAUACUGCACAAUGCCCGGAAUCGUCAUCUCCACUACCAGAUAACGACCAUGCCCUUGAAGCUCGCUAUGAAAGUCCUAGUCCAGAUCGUACUCUAGCUGAUCAACCCCCUGAUCAUCAUAUGAUCACGCAUCGACAUACUACCCAAGCACCACCUCUUCCGUUUGCCUUGAGCGGAUCCACGCCAAUGACUACGCAAGAUGGACAAGGAGGACUUCAGACGGGGGACAGUUUCAAUCUCAGCCAGGCCAUCGCUGAUGCCGGUAGUUGGCUGCAGCAGAGUUUUGAUUUCAUGAAGAGUACACGAAGACCGAGUUUGAAUGAGCAGGUACCAUCCGAUGCAGCUCCUCCAUCUACUUUGAAUUUCGAUACCCCCAACUAG
This is a messenger RNA of Penicillium angulare, 2166 nucleotides long. RefSeq lists its product as uncharacterized. The transcript has a single exon. NCBI's taxonomy places the organism in Eukaryota, Fungi, Ascomycota, Eurotiomycetes, Eurotiales, Aspergillaceae. The coding region runs from base 1 to 2166 and encodes 721 amino acids. The record is from RefSeq and is a predicted model, not a curated record.